GUUCCUCCGGCUCCGCGGGCCGCCAUCGCUAUGGAGGAACCGGAGAUGCAGCUCAAGGGGAAGAAAGUCACGGACAAGUUCACUGAGAGCAUCUAUGUCCUGGCCAACGAGCCCUCUGUGGCCCUCUACCGGCUGCAGGAGCACGUGCGCCGCUCCCUGCCUGAGCUGGCCCAGCACAAGGCCGACAUGCAGCGGUGGGAGGAGCAGAGCCAGGGAGCCAUCUACACCGUGGAGUAUGCCUGCAGUGCCGUGAAGAACCUGGUCGACAGCAGUGUCUACUUCCGCAGUGUCGAGGGGCUGCUCAAACAGGCCAUCAGCAUCCGGGACCACAUGAACGCCACCAUGCAGGGCCACAGCCCAGAGGAACUGCCUCCGCCCUCCUCAGCCUGAUUCCGGAGGAGACUUAGAGGCCCCUCAGCCUCCCGACCCAGGGUCAAGUUACCACCUGCCUCUCCAGUCCCAGGACCCUAAACACUACCUGUUUUAUAGAAGAGGAAACCAAGGCUCAGAGAGGUGAGGCAGCCAGCCUGGAGUCGCCACCUGUGCCUGGAAGCACCAGCAUUCCCACCCAGGCCCUCUGAUCCUCGAGCUUCACCUGGUCCUCAGCCUGGCCAGGCUCCUUCCUCAGGUGCCCCACUGGGGUGGCUCUAUAGCCUAGGUCUGCCUCUCAGACCUCCGCUGACCCUCGCCCUCGCUCCCAGCUUGCCCAACACUGGGCCCUCGGACACAACCUUGUGGGACCCAGCAGGGACCAGAGACCAAGCAAGUGUGGCCAGCAUUUCCCUCCUGCUCCUGCCCAGAGCCUCCAGCCCAGCUGUGAGUGUCCCGAGAUGUGGCUUUGCUUCCCCUGGAUUUUUACCCACCCCCUGGUUGGCCGUGGACAUGGCCCCUUGGACCAAUAACUGCCACUGCGAUAACCCUGAUCAUACACCCACUGUGUGUGCAGCACUGUGCUAGAGGCUUCAUAAGGGACGUCUUUCAUCCUCAGACAGCCUCUAAGGCAGGUGUCACCCCAAAACAGAUGGGAAGGAGGCUCCGGGAGGGCGUGACUUGCACCAGGUCACACAGCUGUAGAAGAGCAGACCCCACCUGGUUUGGUCCCAGCACUGUCUCUAACAUGCUGUGUGACAUGGGACCUGGUGCUGGCCCUCUCUGUUCUCCCUUUCUCCUACUGGACAAAGGAGGCUGGACCGGAUCUUCCCUGUGGACUAAGAUGAACACUUGUGUCUCUGCCUGCCUCUAGCAGAAACGCCCAUCCCAGGCUCAGGCCAUGUGGAGGAGCCACCUCCCCUCCAGGGGUGGAUGUGGGAUCCUAGCCUGACAUCUCCCAGGUCACAGUGUUUGGUUUGAGAUGGACAGUGUGACCUGAUGAGAGGGCUUCCCUGGGGAUUUUGCUGGAAGCUUGGAAAAGGGACCGUCUUCCCACUGUGAUAACUGGGUGGUUGAGCUGGGUGGGCGGAAGAGGGGGCACCUGAAAACAUUGCAUGGGGCCCUGGAUCCAGCUGUAUCUGACACUAGCCAAUCUCAAUUAUUCAGUUCAUGAGCCCCUAAAUUACCUUUUUUGCCAAAA
Messenger RNA from Cynocephalus volans (Philippine flying lemur), 1570 nucleotides. RefSeq names its product BLOC-1 related complex subunit 8 (gene BORCS8). Bases 31 to 390 code for a protein of 119 amino acids. Gene Ontology annotation, cellular component: BORC complex. The transcript has 6 exons. Lineage: Eukaryota; Metazoa; Chordata; Mammalia; Dermoptera; Cynocephalidae. The record is from RefSeq and is a predicted model, not a curated record.